GAAAUAUAUAUAUCUCUGUUUGAAACGGGCAAACAGAGACUACAGUUUCACCAGGCAAUUACAGUGUGUCAAAGAAUGACAGAGCAAACAUAAGAUUCAUAAUAAUGACAGUCAUCGGAAUCGACCUCGGUACAACAAAUUCGUGUGUUGCUGUGUACUGGAACAAUCAGGUCCAAAUCAUUGCCAACGACCAAGGAAACCGGGUAACACCAUCGUACGUGUCAUUCACAGAAGAUGAAAGACUGGUUGGUGAUGCUGCCAAACAAGAAGUACCGUCUAAUGUUGAGAAUACUUUAUUCCAGAUCAAGCGAUUGAUUGGACGUUCAUACGAUGAUCCGAUUGUACAAGCGGACAUGAAGUUAUGGGGAUUCAACAUAAUUGACGAAAACAACAAGCCAAAAAUACCGAUUGUGUAUAAAGACCAGCACAAAUUAUUCUGUCCUGAAGAAAUAAGUGCUAUGAUUCUCGAAUCUUUGAAAACAACUGCUGAAGAUCGUGUGGGUGAAACAGUCACAGACGCCGUAAUAACUGUCCCUGCAUAUUUCAAUGAUUCCCAACGUAGUGCAACAAGAGAUGCAGGAAAAAUAGCCGGACUUAACGUACUACGAAUGAUCAAUGAACCUACAGCUGCUGCAAUUGCUUAUGGAUUAGAUAGAGCGAUUGAUGAAUUGCAGACUGUGCUUGUUUUUGAUAUUGGGGGUGGAACCUUCGAUGUCACAAUUGUUACUAUAAAAAAUAAGAAGUUCAAUGUCCGAGCAACAGGCGGAGACAGUCAUCUUGGAGGUGAUGACUUUGACAAUAGGAUGGUCAACCAUUUCGUCUCUGAGUUCAAUCAAAAGAAUUAUUGCGAUUUGUCUCAAAACAAAAGGGCACUCAACCGACUUCGUAUUGCUUGUGAAGCCGCAAAAAGAAAGUUGUCUGUUUCUUCUAGAGCAACAGUGCAAGUAGACGGACUUUACAAUGGUAUUGACUUCAAAAGAGGCAUAAGCAAGGCGCAGUUUGAGGAACUGAAUUAUGAUUUAUUUGGAAAAACAAUUCAAACCGUGAAGGACACGCUUUCCAGUGCAGGAAUAAAUAAAAACGAAAUUGAUAGUACUGUACUGGUUGGUGGAUCAACACGCAUCCCAAAGAUACAGGAGCUCUUACAAGAGUUUUUUGAAGGAAGGAAAAUCAACAAAACCAUAAAUCCAGACGAAGCAGUUGCGUAUGGCGCAGCUGCACUGGCAGCCACUCUAUCUGGGGAUGCUUCAUCUGAGAUGGAAGAGUUGUCACUUUCUGACGUGACUCCUCUGUCACUUGGAUGGAAAAACAAAAGGGGAGACAUGGUUACAGUGGUGAAACGAAAUACUACGAUACCAACCGAAAAGUGGAGUAGCUCCAAGACUGGCGAGGAUUAUCAAAGAAGCUCGCAUUUUAGCAUAUAUGAAGGAGAGCGUGCUGCUGCUACCGACAACAAUUAUCUCGGUAGUUUCAGCAUCGAAGGAAUUCCUUGUGCUUUACGAGGUGUUGAAAGAUCAGAAAUUUGCUUUUCCAUUGAUGAAAGUGGAAUUCUUUCCGUUAGAGCACGCAAUGUCAGUACAGGGAAAGAAAACCAAAUCAAUAUUGCCAGCAGGGGAAAUCUCAGUGAAAUGGAAAUAAAAAGAAUGACAGAAGAUGCAGAAAGAUUUAAAAGUGAAGACGCGGAGUGGAGAAAACGCAGUGACGAAACUCACAAGCUUGAGGAUUUUGUGUACGCUGUCAAACACGCUGUCACAGAACCGCAGUUGAGAUGGAAUCUUCUAGACAAGGAUAAGAAAAAGAUAAUCGAAAAGUGUGAUGAAAUAAUAAACUGGCUCAAUGAUACAGGCAAUCCACAAAUUUAUGAUUCUGAAGAAAAGAAAGAGGAAUUAGAAGAAACCUGCCGACCGAUCUUUGCAAUGAUUCCAGAUGGUUUUGAAAUUUUUAGUAAAUUUCAGAGAUAAAUUUCAAUGAGAUCUGCAUUUCCACUAUAAAUUAAACUGUUAUUAUUACACGAUGAUUGUUCAGUGACAAAUUUAUCACAUAUUAUUAUCAAGAUGAAGAAUUUUAAUAAUUUCCUUGUAUUAUACUCAAAAUCAUUUAUUUAUUUUAACUUUUGCCUGAAAUUUUGCUUUCGAAUUUAAUUUAAAAAUAGAAGCUCAAGUAUUUUACUUUUUUGGAAAGUUAUGUAAGCUUAUUUACCUGCGACAUUUCAAAUUGAUGUAAUUUUGUGAAUACGCCAUCACACGUUAAUUGUGCAAGGCCCCGAGAUUUCUGCUAUGAGUUAGAAUAAAUGAUGUCAGAAUGUGUUAAUUGCUUUCUUGACUUAUCUUAAUUGCUGCAAAUGAUAUCGUUUCGAUUUUUAUAGGAAAACUAAUGAGUGUGAAACUAUGUUGACGCAUUACAGCAUUUAUA
Messenger RNA from Styela clava, 2412 nucleotides. The record is from RefSeq and is a predicted model, not a curated record. NCBI's taxonomy places the organism in Eukaryota, Metazoa, Chordata, Ascidiacea, Stolidobranchia, Styelidae.